Lachancea thermotolerans CBS 6340 is the source of this 1299-nucleotide messenger RNA. Its product is annotated as KLTH0B05060p. NCBI's taxonomy places the organism in Eukaryota, Fungi, Ascomycota, Saccharomycetes, Saccharomycetales, Saccharomycetaceae. The transcript has a single exon. The record is from RefSeq and is a predicted model, not a curated record. Bases 1 to 1299 code for a protein of 432 amino acids.
AUGGAAUCUGGAAAACGUCAGAGUAUCAACAGUCCUGCACGUCCGGCUCCCCGCGAAAUCUCGUGCUCAGAAACUCUACUUAAUGACGGUGAUGAUGAUGCCCAAGCCAACUCCACUGAGAUUGAUAACCAUGAUAUGGAGACUGGAAGAGACGUAUCUCCAUCACCAAGAAACUUAGUGGGGACGACAAGCCACGAUGAAAUGCAACAAGAGCAGCUUUAUCUUGAAUAUUUCCACUCAGCGAUAAUAACCGAGGAACUAGGUUUAAUCAAACAUCUCAAGCGUGCACAUGGAAAAAUGAUAAAAGCUAUACAGGAGCUCAUUAGGGUCAAAGGCUACAGAUCAGCUGACAGUGGCAAGGAAUACAGAUUUAAGUGGACAGAUAAUGCUACCUAUUAUCUUCUUAAGUACUGCCUUGAGAUUGGGCCUUUUUACGGAUUCGAGCAUCUUAAGAGACCUUCACUAACCAAGUUAGAGCAAAGCAGCCUGAUAUCUUUGAAGUGGAGUUGCGUCUGGUAUGACCUACUAAUGACAUUGGAAUUCGAGAACAGCAUUAUACCAACAGAAUCGCAAAUUAAAAGCAAAUGCAGAUAUUUGCUGGAUAAUGCUCAUCCCAAACUGUUCGCGGUUACGACAGGAGAUGAGCGAAACCCGUUUUCAUUUACAGGUGUUGAUAAAGUUGAUAACAAUUUAGAGAUGCUUACAAGGCUGAAAAAUGAUGCUGAACAAAGAAAAGUAGAAAUCCAAAAACUGGAAACUGAUCGCCAAAAUAACAAGAGAACCUUGGGCCAGAUGCUGUGUUCUAAUAGUAUUCCGAGCGUAACAGAAGGCCUUAGUAACUCUGACUCUGAAGAACCAUCUUCAAUAGAUGAUAUUAACCAGCCCAAUAGUAUCACAAUGAGAAGAAAUAAAAGGAUGGGGCGCUUGCUCGACUUUAAGGAAAUUGCACAGUAUUCUCUUUCUAAUUCAGCUUUAGUAGGCGACCUGCAAGAAACACUCAAAGAAUUAAUCGAGGCAGCAGCCGUGGAAGAAAGAAAAUACAAAGAUAAAGAACAGCAGCGAAAGGAUCAAGAGCUUGCGCUAAAGCAAAAAAAGCUAGAGAUUAGUCUUCAGCACAACCAACGUAUGUUAGAGUUAGAGCUUGAGCGUCAAAAACGCGAGCAGUUUGAUCAUGAUGCUAAGAAAAUUGACACUUUAGUUAAAAUGAUGGACAGGGCUAAAAGCUUGGAAGGGGAUAAGUCCCCAUCAUCUGAAGCGUUACAGAAAUUGUUGCACAAUUUCGUGAGUCGUUAUACAUGA